Messenger RNA from Coffea eugenioides, 2025 nucleotides. Its product is annotated as origin of replication complex subunit 3-like. Gene Ontology annotation, molecular function: DNA replication origin binding. Gene Ontology annotation, cellular component: nuclear pre-replicative complex; nuclear origin of replication recognition complex; DNA replication preinitiation complex. Gene Ontology annotation, biological process: DNA replication initiation; DNA replication. NCBI's taxonomy places the organism in Eukaryota, Viridiplantae, Streptophyta, Magnoliopsida, Gentianales, Rubiaceae. The record is from RefSeq and is a predicted model, not a curated record. The annotation marks the transcript as partial. The transcript is spliced from 12 exons.
UAUGCUCUUAUCAGUGAAUGGACUGUUAAACUUCCUAUAAUCCUGAUAAUGGGAGUCACAACCAUUGUUGAUGCACUGAGAGAUAUAUUGCCUUCAAGCACACUUCAGUAUCUGUCACCUUCUAAAUUUGUGUUGGAAUCACCAACUGAGAGGAUGGAUGCAGUCAUCGAGUCUGUCCUUGUUAAAUAUGGUACUUGUUUCUGCUUGGGCCAUGAGGUAGCAACUUUCCUCAGAAACUACUUCUUAAGGGAAGACGGAACACUUACAUCAUUUAUUAGAGCCUUCAAGAUGGCCUGUGUCCAGCAUUUCAUCUUAUAUCCAUCAGGCCUUGCAAUUUCUGGGUUACUAGAGAAUAAAUACUCUCAUGACCUGAGCUAUGGUACUAUUGCUUCACUCCAAGGAAGUAUAGUCAAGCAGGCCUUUGGUCUUCCAUCUCAGCUUAGGAAUAAUCAAGUUGAACCAGAUGGAGAUAUAUUCCAUGAUCUGACAGAAAUACAGAGGCAUUGGCAUCUAUGGAGCUCUUUGGUUAUGUGCAUUUAUGAAGCUGCAAAGUAUCAGAAAACUACAUUGUUGGAUUUAUACUGUGAGGUUCUUGAUCCUCAGCUGUACAAGACUGAGGCUUCUGGUGAUCAGGUUGCAUCCAGAUACAGUGGUAGCCUGUGUUCAAAAAGUCACUGUUUAUUGGGAAAGCAUCCUUCCUUGGAAAUGUGCGGUUCCAUUUGUCAGGCAGCCCGUGGACUAAGGGAUUUACCAGCUAAGGAGUUGUGGCAGUUGCUGAUGAAAUGGAGUGAACUGACCAAUGGCACAAGUGAGGUCCAUGAGAAAAUAAAGGAGUUGCAAUCUUUGGCACGGUCUGAGGACAGGAUGCAUUUGUCUAUGCAGCCAAUGGACAUGUCCAAUAUACAUACAACUCGUGGCAACUUAAUUUCAGGAAAGGAUAUGGCCAAACUGAGUGAACAAGCUGCAAGAUUGGCCGGUUGUAUGGUGUGGGAAUACAUGGAGCCAAUUGAGUGUAUUCCUUUGCAUGAAGUUAUCUGCUUCAAGAAUGUUGACAAACUUCAAUCAGCCUUGAUUGGAGACCCUAGGACAAGAAUUCAAAUUGAUCUGUUGGAGUCUCAGAAAUUCCUCAAGUGUAGUUGCUGCAGAGAAAAUGCCUGCAUAUCAUUGCCAUCCAUACAUGAUACCUCAAUAAUAUAUAGCUUAGCUCAAGAACAUGGUGACCUUAUCAAUAUCCAUGACUGGUUUCAAUCUUUUAAAGUGACAAUCUCUAAGUCAGGCAUGAGAACUAAAAGUAGAUUGAAGCAGUCACAGUCACCCUCACCAAAGAAGAGAAAACCUUCGAAUGAACCACAAAAGAUAAGCGAAGCAUCUAUUCAAGCCAGGUUCUGCAGGGCAGUCUCUGAGCUGCAAAUUACAGGAUUGAUAAGGAUGCCUUCAAAGAGACGCCAGGAUUAUGUUCAGCGAGUUGCAUUUGGAUUGUGACAAGGACGCAACUGUUGUGUGCUGAAUCAUACAUUUGAUGAAUAGGAUCUGUAAAUUCUCAUUAUUUUUUUUCUAGAAACGAUAGACGAUUUUAUUAUAUUUGUGUAUGAACCAUACACUUAGUGAGCAAAGGCUCAAUUCUCCUCCAUUGUUGUUCUCUUGCUUUGAUCAUUGCAAGUUUAAGAGCCACUACAUUGUCCAGCAGACUAUUCCCUGCGCUAUAUUCUUUGAGUUCUCACUAAGCUCUCUGAAUAAUCUUAAUCUUGAAUGACGGUCUUCUGCUCUCUUUAAAUACUCUCUCAUUUCUUGCCUUCAAGAUUUGCCAAAGAAUAUUUACGGUUAGUGGAAUAUGUUCCAUUCCUGCAGGUCUACUCCUGGCUUCAAUUAGAGCAUUCCACCAUCUUUUAAAGUUCCCUCUUUGGUCUUCAAUUCCAUCCCAUUUCACUGGUGAUAGGUGCCAAACUUCCUCAGCAAUUCUGCUGUGAAAGAGCAGAUGUUCCAUUGUUUCUAUGUCUUCACCACAGCUUUCACAUAUUGGAGAUC